Molecule: messenger RNA, 768 nt
Organism: Gongylonema pulchrum
Lineage: Eukaryota; Metazoa; Nematoda; Chromadorea; Rhabditida; Gongylonematidae
Source: the annotation of a GenBank genome assembly
AAGAAGUUAAAAAAAUCGCCGAAUGCAGCCAAUGCAACGAUAGAAUGCUUAUUUGGCCUGAAGUUUCUCUCCCUGGUGUGGGUGAUCGUUGGACAUUCCUUUGCAUGGAUACAGGUAAGCUACGUCGAAAAUGUGGAAGAGUAUCGGGCGGACCUUUCGAAUAGUUUUUUCAGCACUUUGAUAACAAAUCACACUCUCAGCGUUGCUAAUUUCUUCCUUAUCAGUGCAACUCUUACGUCUUACACGUGGUUCAACAAAACGCGCAAAUGCUUCCGAGCUUGUAUCCGCAUAAUCCAUCAGUAUAAUUUAGAGAAACCAACGUGGUACAGCUGCUCUUAUUGGUUACGCUUUUAUCGUCACAGGCUGAUCCGUCUUUGGCCGGCUUAUCUUUACUCGCUUUCGGUGCUUACUUUUCGUUCCUCAACAGCUAUGUAUCAUUCGAUUUGGAGUGCCGGUGAUCCAUAUGUGCAGUGCAUUCCACACUGGUGGCAAAAUAUCUUAUUUAUAAAUAUUUUUGGCGGUAAUGAAUGUCUCGGAUGGACGUGGUACAUUAGUGUCGAAUUUAUCUUUUUUGCAUUUUCCCCCAUAUUUCUUCUUCUUUUACGCGAUAAAACAAUGUAUGGAUAUGUGUUAUCGUUUACUGUGAUUAUCACGAGCAGUGUUAUUGUCGGCUUGCAGCUUUAUGUGAAUAAUUAUCCGGCAUCACCGCUACCGUGGACUCGCACAGUCAACUACGAUCCGAGCUUCUACAAGGUUCGCUUUCCUUGA